AUGCAUUUCUCAAAGACAUAUUCGCAGCUGUUGCUCACAUUACCACCAGAGUUACGUGAUAACGCUAUACAGUAUCGCCAACUCAAGAAACUCAUCAACCAACUAGUCCAAGAGCUCUCUUCUCUUGGUCUUAGUCCAACCGUGCUUCAAGAAUUGCUAGAACAACAGAAUCAUGCGAGUUUGACCGCCAAGGUCGAGGAAAUACGAAUAGGCGCCAUUCCUGACGGUGAUGAGCACCACCAACAACAACACGCCACCGUGAUCUAUGAAUUUACAGGAACGUCAGCUCAUCUUGAACCUCGUCUCCGACUGUCAGUCAAGCAUCCGACAAAUACUGAGAAGGCUGUAUCUGGUCACACGACCACCCCGGACACCAUCCUCGAGGCUCUUCAGCUUCAUUCAACAGCUCUGGAAAACAGCACGGCCUUUGUGAAUAUCUCCUAUUCAUUCACCAACACCCAUGAUCUUAUCAUACCAUUACGAUCCGAUACUGCGUUCUUUCAGCUAUUGACCACCGCACUCGCAUCGCUUUCUGCCCACCUCAACACCGUGCAUGGUAGUUUCACAUCCACGCUGCAAAGUCUGGCGCACACUGUCAGUGCCACGGCACGCCCCGCCUCCUCAUCAACACCUCGUUCUUUUUCGACCUAUUCAAUGACCGUCAACAAUGCUGCCACGUUACGACCCAGCUCUGCCAGCCGAAAGUCGGAUUUAUAUUCAUGGAGGGAGAUAUUCCAGAUGUAUCUCGAAGGUGAGAUCUUCGAGAGUGUUGGGGAGAGAAAUCGUGGGGAACGCAGUAUCGAAGAAACUGAAACCAGGAUGAAACGGUUCGAAGAACGCACGCGGGAGAAGAGAAGUAACCUCAAGAUGUCCAGAAGCAAGGAUGCGCUAGAUAUUUUCAUACAGAUGAACUUUUUCAUCUUGGAUUUGAAGAGGUUCCAAUUCGCAAAUGCGGAGGCCACCCGUAAGAUUCUGAAGAAGCAUACGAAGCGGACCGCAUUACCACUUCCUUCUUAUCUCCUUUCACUCUGGAACGGACCAUUACCAGAGUCUCUACCGCCAGCAGAGUUGGCCUUGUUACCUCAGCCUCCCGUAUCUUUACCUCGACUCCUGGUGCAAGCUAUCGGCGAAAUUUUGCUUCCGGUGGUACCUCAUGUCGACGAUUAUUCGUGUCUCAUUUGUACUAGUCUCGCGUUCAAGCCGAUCAGACUUGGUUGUGGUCAUUUAUUCUGUGUAAGAUGUUUGGUAAAGCUUCAAAAGCUUGGCAAAGCGAAUUGUCCUAUAUGCAGGGCCCCGACUGUGCUAAAGGCCGACCGCACCAAUGUUGACUAUGCUCUCUUGAACUUCAUGGCUGACUGGUUUCCCCUCGAGUCGCGUGCGAAGCUGAGCGCUAACGAACGCGAGGCAGCAAAGGAGGAACUUGAGGAGCUUGGUCUUACUGGCCAAGGAUGUCGAGUGAUGUGA
Messenger RNA from Suillus paluster, 1464 nucleotides. Its product is annotated as SPX domain-containing protein. The coding region runs from base 1 to 1464 and encodes 487 amino acids. The record is from RefSeq and is a predicted model, not a curated record. The transcript has 6 exons. Lineage: Eukaryota; Fungi; Basidiomycota; Agaricomycetes; Boletales; Suillaceae.